AAUUUCCUCUCCUGUUGUCUCACCCAGCCCUCCUUUCCCGAUCUCGACUCUAUUUUAGACGGCAAAUUGAAGACAACCCAGAUCGGUCGAGCAAAUCAACGAGCGAAAUGGCUUUGACUUACCGCUCGUCGAAUCUGCUGAAGCCUCUCUCCGCCUCCGUGUCGUUCACCUCCGCCCCGUCCCUCCGCCGCCUGUUUUCCACCGACGACUCCGCCACCAUCACCCUCGAGACCAGCGUCCCCUUCACGGGCCACAAAUGCGAUCCGCCGCCUCGAACGGUGGAGACGACGCCGAAGGAGCUGAUGACCUUCUUCACCGACAUGGCCAAGAUGCGCCGCAUGGAGAUCGCCGCUGACUCGCUCUACAAGUCCAAGCUGAUCCGCGGCUUCUGCCAUCUCUACGACGGCCAGGAGGCUGUCGCCGUCGGCAUGGAGGCCGCCAUCACGAAGAAGGACUGCAUUAUUACCGCCUACCGAGACCACUGCAUCUUCCUCGGGCGCGGCGGAACCCUACUCGAGGCAUUCUCCGAACUCAUGGGACGCCAGGGCGGGUGUUCUAAGGGGAAAGGCGGUUCUAUGCAUUUCUACAAGAAGGAUAGUGGAUUCUACGGAGGCCACGGGAUUGUUGGGGCUCAGGUGCCUUUAGGUUGUGGAUUGGCCUUUGCGCAGAAGUACUCCAAAGAAGAGCACGUGACCUUUACCAUGUACGGUGAUGGCGCGGCAAACCAAGGGCAGUUGUUUGAGGCGCUUAAUAUCGCUGCACUUUUGGAUCUUCCUGCAAUUCUAGUCUGCGAAAACAACCAUUAUGGAAUGGGCACAGCGGAGUGGAGAGCUGCAAAGAGUCCAGCCUAUUACAAGAGAGGGGAUUACGUCCCUGGUUUGAAGGUAGACGGUAUGGAUGCAUUUGCUGUGAAGCAAGCUUGUAAAUUUGCCAAGGAGCAUGCCUUGAAGAAUGGACCCAUUAUUCUUGAGAUGGACACUUACAGGUAUCAUGGUCAUUCAAUGUCUGAUCCUGGGAGCACCUACCGCACCCGUGACGAGAUUACCGGUGUCAGACAGGAGCGUGAUCCACUUGAAAGGAUAAGGAAGCUGAUACUAUCCCAUGAUAUAGCAACUGAAAAGGAGUUAAAGGAUAUUGAAAAAGAAAUCAGAAAAGAGGUAGACGAUGCUAUUGCUAAAGCCAAGGAAAGCCCAAUGCCAGAACCUUCUGAACUCUUCACUAAUGUGUAUGUUAAAGGCCUGGGAGUUGAGGCAUUUGGAGCGGAUAGGAAAGAAGUCAGAGCCACACUUCCUUGAGUCAAACCAUCAUCUGGGAACAAUUAGGAGGCUCUUGGCCUUGGUGACGAAUAAGAAACCAGAGGAAGAGGAUGUGAUUUUUGACUGAACAAUAAAAAUGGUACUAAAAGGUUGUCAUUCCCUGCUUUGCUGUGUUGUACCAUGAUUUUCUCAAGGUUUAUAGUCCCUGUUAUUGGUAGGAUUCAUUCCUGCAUUCUGGUGAUGUAGCUGUCUUUUUUCUUUUUUUUGGGUUUUGGUUGCGGUGGUGGUGGUUGUUUUGGGUUUUUUUUUUUUUUUUUUUGGGGGGGGGGGGGGCGGCUUAGAUGUGAAUUUGAAUUUUAUAACUGUUCCUUGCUGAACUAAGGUGGCAUAAAUUCCUUUGAUUAAACAAUAAUUUGAUUUUGGGCGUGUAAGCAUCGCCCGUUGUUUGCCGCAUUGAAACAGGCUGGCGGUUCAUCUA
Molecule: messenger RNA, 1734 nt
Organism: Diospyros lotus (date-plum)
Lineage: Eukaryota; Viridiplantae; Streptophyta; Magnoliopsida; Ericales; Ebenaceae
Product: pyruvate dehydrogenase E1 component subunit alpha, mitochondrial
Exons: 8
Coding region: 108-1295 (395 amino acids)
Biological process (GO): pyruvate decarboxylation to acetyl-CoA
Cellular component (GO): intracellular membrane-bounded organelle
Molecular function (GO): pyruvate dehydrogenase (acetyl-transferring) activity
Source: RefSeq, a predicted model, not a curated record